CGCCCAACCGAACCUCAAAAAAACUCGAGCUUCUUCGCGCUCUCGCCCAUCUCGAUUCUCACCCCCAAGACCCAAGCAUUGAGAUUGUCCGUACCAAUCAUACAGUAUGGCUACACAACAAAGCCCCUUCGGAUCCACCUUGAAAACCUCUCUCCCCUCCGCAUACGCCGCCGUCAACGCAGAACAGUUGGUCGGCCCAUCCCACCUACCAUCAACGGAGGAGCAGGAAAAGUACCUAUCAGGUCGACCUCGAGCAACUCCACAGCACCUGGGAGUUGCCCUCCAACAUGCGCACCAGAUCCAGGCUCAAAAAGAUGCCGAGAACAUGAUCCUAGAUCAGAUUAUCGAACUACUUUCGCUACCCUCCUCUCCAACCGCCAACCCAGCCGCGCCUUCGGCUGCCGAUGCCGAUGCCUUCAAAUCCGCCCUCCGUAUCUUCGGAACCGGCGACUACGAUAGUUUAAUCAUGGAACGGAAUAACGAGGGACUAUGCGGCUACGGUCUCUGCCCGCGCGAGUUUCGCAAUCAAAGAGGGAAGAAUCAAAUGUUUCAAUUCAAAUGGGGGGCAAAAGGCAGUGGACCCGGUGGUCGAGGGCGCAGCAUGGACAUCGUGCCUCGUGAAAAGUUGGAGAAGUGGUGCUCCGAUGAGUGCGCAGAGAGAGCUCUGUUCAUUCGCGUACAACUCACUGAGCAACCCGUGUGGGAGAGGCGAGGUGGUGAGGGCCGCAGCACGGGCAUCGAGCUACUGGAAGAAGCCCGUGCUAGACGGCCAAAGCGAAGGACCGAGGGCUCUACAUCCGCAGCAGCCGUAGCAGCGGACCUGAAUAAGUUGAAUAUUCAAGAUCCCGAGCGCGCGCAGGAACUCGCUAUGGAACGCGGAGACACAAGUCGGCCAUUCCGCGGGGGGCGUGUGGAUGUCCAAAUCAAGGAAAAGGAACAAAGCAGCACUCCAUCCGCCAGUGCGCCACAAUGGCGGCCGGAGGAUGCCAAAGGUGGCUCGAUCGAGGGAUAUGUUCCCCAGGAUCGACGAGACAAGGACGCAAUGGACCUGGACCAGGGCGAUUUGCUUGACCAAAUCUAGAGCGGAUGGCGCAUAGGCCACGGCAUGUUUUGCGGCGUUCCGGGCGAUUCUACAGUACUAGUUCUAUACCCUUAAAGCAUAUGAUAUAAUACCACACGCAGCAUGAAUAUAGGGAGAAUUCUACGCAACAACCAGAGAAAAUAGGAUCUUCGACAGCAAGACGAGGGAGGGCAGUCAUUGCGUAGUCGUGACCACUGGUCGAGACUCUCGAACUCAAGUUCGAGAGCUCCUACGUAGUUUGAUUCUCGAGGGAAACAGAGUUCCACCCAAGAGCAAGCACGCGAAGGACAAGUAAUUGGCAAUCAAGCGUCAUCUCCAUCUGGAGAAUCGGCGACA
Molecule: messenger RNA, 1417 nt
Organism: Penicillium brasilianum
Lineage: Eukaryota; Fungi; Ascomycota; Eurotiomycetes; Eurotiales; Aspergillaceae
Source: the annotation of a GenBank genome assembly